CAGUGUACGAGGGAGCAUUCGGCGUUUAACUUUGCAAAUCGAUUGAUCGGUGGUCUCAAACCAUGAGGGUUCUGCUAAUUGCUUCUCUGACCCUUUUGGUCACUUUGGCCAAUGCCAAAGAACCCGAAACCACUGCCGAGGUUCUUCAAAACAUUUACCACAGAUGCGUGGACAGUGACUCGAUAUUAUCAUGUGCGAAACCAAAGGUCCUUGCAUAUUUGAGUAGAGUGAUGAAGGAAGACAAAGUCGCCAUUACGGAAGAUUUGUCAAUUGUGAGAUCCAUGCCAGACAUCGAUAACAAUAAUUUCGAAGAAUAUUACAUUUCUCAGGAUUCCGUUGAUCCUACCAGGAAGGAUCUUCUUCGAUCUCUGAUGUUGGAAAAGUUGGACUCAUACCUCGCAAGUCAUAGAAUUGAAGCUAAAUUACCUGAAGCUAUUGUCGGUUCGAAUAUUGUUCCUAGAACUCUUGUAGAUUCCGUCCCAAGGGAAGUCAGUGUUCCUCUCUGUGAUCAAGACAAUAAUCAAGGUCGAGGUUUCGUCAAGAAGGUCAUGAUUCCGUUCCUUUUAGGUCUCAAGUUCAAGGCCACUGCAUUGGUACCAUUGGCAUUGGCAUUAAUCGCAUUAAAAACUUGGAAAGCCCUCACACUUGGACUUCUUUCAUUAGUUUUAAGUGGUGCUUUACUCAUUUUUAAAUUGACGAAACCAAAAGUUGCCUACGAAGUGGUCCACUACGGUCAUCCACCUGUUGAACAUCCACCACAUUGGGAUACAUCACCACAAGGACCAUACAGAGCCUAUCGAAAAUAGUCUAGUAUUUAAUUAAUUAUUUAUUUAUAUCAAAUUGAUUUUGAUAUUUUUUUUAUUUAUUAUGUACAAAAUAAAGUUUCAACUAUAUUUCCUAAGGAAACCAAAAAA
Messenger RNA from Leptopilina boulardi, 914 nucleotides. RefSeq lists its product as uncharacterized. The record is from RefSeq and is a predicted model, not a curated record. The transcript is spliced from 3 exons. Lineage: Eukaryota; Metazoa; Arthropoda; Insecta; Hymenoptera; Figitidae. The coding region runs from base 63 to 806 and encodes 247 amino acids.